AUGCUGAAAUUUCAAGAAACUGCUAAACAUGUCGCUGUUGCCAGAUUUAAUUCUGCUUGCUCAGAUGCUAUGAUUGCAAGAAGAUACACUAUUCAGAGGAAACUUGGCAAUGGAAGCUUUGGAAGUGUGUAUCUGGUUUCUGACAGAAAAGCAAAACAAGGAGAAGAAUUAAAGGUUCUAAAGGAAAUCUCUGUUGGAGACCUAAAGCCUAAUGAAACAGUUGAAGCAAAUCUGGAAGCACAACUACUCUCCAAAUUAGACCAUCCAGCCAUUGUCAAAUUUUAUGCAAGCUUUGUGGAGCGAGAUAGUUUCUGCAUUAUCACUGAAUACUGCGAGGGUGGAGAUCUAGACUUUAAAAUUCAAGAGUACAAAGAAUCUGGGAAGAUAUUCACUCAAAGACAAAUAAUAGACUGGUUUAUACAGUUGUUGCUCGGAGUCAACUAUAUGCAUGAAAGGCGAAUACUUCACAGAGAUUUGAAAGCCAAGAAUAUAUUUUUGAAACAUAAUCAUCUUAAAAUUGGGGACUUUGGAGUUUCUUGUCAUUUGAUGGGUUCAUGUGAUCUGGCAACUACAUUUACUGGGACACCAUACUAUAUGAGUCCAGAGGCGCUGAAGCACCAGGGAUAUAACACAAAAUCUGACAUUUGGUCGCUGGGAUGCAUAUUAUACGAGAUGUGCUGUAUGAACCAUGCAUUUACUGGACACAAUUUUUUGUCUGUUGUGUUAAAAAUUGUAGAAGGUGAUACACCUUCUCUUCCUGAUAGAUAUCCAAGCAAAUUGAAUGCUGUGCUGUGCAGCAUGUUAAAUAAGAAUCCUUCAUUGAGACCAGCAGCAGCAGAGAUCCUAAAAUUUCCUUAUAUUGAUGAACAACUAAAGAAUAUACAGUCCAAGUUCACAAACAUGACUGUGAAAGACAAGGCACUCAACUGGCAGAAAGAGGCUGCUCCCAUUUUUGAUGCUGUACAGAAGAAAGUUCAUUUACAAACUCUGCAGGAACUGUCUGAAGUACAGAAAAUGACACCGCGGGAACGAAUGAGGUUGAGGAAGUUAAAUGCUGCAGAUGAGAAAGCAAAGAAGUUGAAACAGUUGGCAGAAGAAAAAUAUCAAGAAAAUAUCAAAAGAAUGCAAGAGUUCAGGUCCCGUAAUUUUCAGCAGCUGAAUGUCGAUGUCCUGCAUGAAUCUGAUGAGCAGACUUUGAAACCCUUAAUUCAUUCUCAGCCGGUCAUUGCUUGCGACUAUGUGUCCAUAGGACACAAUGAACCUAGUGGAAAUGAGACAUCAAGUCAACUCUGCAUGUCUGAACUCACAGACCAUGAGAUCCCUGAAGACCCAGAAAUUGCAGAAGAAUAUUAUAAUGAUGAGUUUGAAUCCUGUUCAGAAGGCAGUGAAGAGGAGGAGGAUGUGGAAGUGUCACAAGUGGUCUCCGAGACAACAAAUCACCAGGACAGUGAUAUUGAGGCAAUGGUCAAGUAUUUGGAGAAUGUCCUGAAUAAUAGCUCAUUGGGCUCGGGGACUGUCACCGGAGCGUCUCCACCAGCGCCCCAGGGAUUCAGAGCUCUCAACAGCACUAUGGCCGAGACCAAACUGAAACGCAUGAGGGAAUCUGCCAUUGGAAAGCUGGGAGCAGAGGUAUUUGAGGCAGUGUACAGCUAUCUCAAGCAAGCGAGACAGCAGGAUGCCAGUGAGGAGGAGAUCAGGAGACGCCUGGAGAACCUGGUUUCUAGAGCAAGUGAUUGCUUUGAAGUGGAUCAGCUCCUCUACUUUGAGGAGCAGCUACAGGCUUCAGAAGCACAUCUUCGGCUGUAA
Molecule: messenger RNA, 1806 nt
Organism: Egretta garzetta (little egret)
Lineage: Eukaryota; Metazoa; Chordata; Aves; Pelecaniformes; Ardeidae
Gene: NEK11
Product: NIMA related kinase 11
Exons: 15
Coding region: 1-1806 (601 amino acids)
Biological process (GO): protein phosphorylation
Molecular function (GO): ATP binding; protein kinase activity
Source: RefSeq, a predicted model, not a curated record